This is a messenger RNA of Penicillium soppii, 2370 nucleotides long. It is a transcript of the gene abaA, whose product is annotated as transcription factor AbaA. Lineage: Eukaryota; Fungi; Ascomycota; Eurotiomycetes; Eurotiales; Aspergillaceae. The coding region runs from base 1 to 2370 and encodes 789 amino acids. Gene Ontology annotation, cellular component: transcription regulator complex. Gene Ontology annotation, biological process: regulation of transcription by RNA polymerase II. The record is from RefSeq and is a predicted model, not a curated record. Gene Ontology annotation, molecular function: RNA polymerase II cis-regulatory region sequence-specific DNA binding; DNA-binding transcription factor activity, RNA polymerase II-specific. The transcript has 3 exons.
AUGGCUACUGACUGGCAACUUGUCCCUCAGAACCAGCCAUCACUGGAUUCUGUGGGAGCUCAUUCUGACCGAGCUCUGCAGAAUACCUCUGGGAAUGUUCAGUCUUAUUCAGACCAUUUAGCUCAUGGUGAUGUCGCUUCGCGUGAGGAACAACUCCAGCAGCUUGGCUUCAAGUAUGCCUCUGCCCCUCACUCUCAGCCCAUGUCGGGAGCCAGCUUGCAUCAGCAACAUCAUCUAGCUGCCCGCCUUCAUGCUCGCAAGAUGCGGCGUCUUCACUCCGUUGGGCCUAAUUCUCAGUCCCGCCGGGCAAGAAGUAGCUAUCUCAAGUCCCAAAAGUACUUGGAGUACCGGGCUCGGCCUCGUCGGGAUACCGGGAAGGAUGGUGAGCCAGUGUGGUCCGAUGAGUUGGAAGAUGCUUUCCAGCAAGCUCUUGAAGCAAAUCCUCCAAUGGGCCGCAGAAAGUGGUCUGAACGGGGAAAGUCAUAUGGCCGGAACGAGCUUAUUGCUGAAUACAUCUUUAAGUUGACUGGCAAGCGGAGAACUCGCAAGCAAGUCUCCAGUCAUCUCCAGGUUCUGGACUCUUUUCUCAAGGGAGAUCCUGAUUGGGAGCGACUUGUCCGAGAGGCAUCACCGGAACGAUCAUCCAGCGUGCAUGGCUCAGCGCCAGGGCCUAAAUGGAGAACAUCGAUGGAGCACCCUUCGGCUUCCAACCACUACAGCAGCCACGCGCACAAUGUCUACCAUGAAAACAUGCGCUCCAUGCAGCCUUAUAGCGGCGAUCUCCCUCCGCCACACUAUACCCUCGGCUCCAACAUGCAGGAAGCCGCUACCAGCACCAUCCAUGGCUUCAGCUUCGACAUGUGGGUCAGCGCGCCUCAACAAGCCAACCGCAGUGACAAGGCAUUGCACGCAUACACACGCCUUCAAGGCGAUCAGCAUCACCCUGUUGCCCCGCCUAUCCCCCUCGAGCAUGUGAACAACUGGCGGUACUCCUUCCCUGAACUCGCUUCCAUGGUGGAUGAUAUCAACAACCCUCUCGAUUGCGAUGUCAUCUUAUUAGAAGUCAAUCUUGACCUAAUGACAGACUUCCCUCCUGCGGGAUCCCGUUUGGGCAUCCAACUUGACCUUGACUAUGGUCACCCCACUGCUGGUGAUGUUUUGGGAGUCAGUCAGAUGGACAACUGGACCUGCAGCACGCAAAUCUACAGCGAUAAUCAGAAGCUGGUUGAAAGCAAUCAUGAACUCCCCAAGCCUCAAUCCACAAAGGUCAAGCCUCUCUUUGAAUCAUCUUGGUGGGCCAAAAUGUUCACCAAGCUGACCCAAGAGAAACGCAUGGCUGAGGAUUCAGGACAUCCUCAAGCCGCUCAAGACGCCGAUGAUCAUACCCGACGGUUCUUCCGCUCCCUUUCUGCAGUACAGGAGCUUCGGGCCACGUCGUCGCACUCUCGGCGUCUGUCAAACCAAUACCAAGGCUACGGUGAUGACAGCAAGCGCAUGGCCGUUCUGGCCUGGAAGUUCCGUCAAACUCGACCCGGCGAGGUUGGCACAACCACUUGGAGGCGACUACUCCUGGCGCCAGAUCGCACUACGACCAACAGCCCUCGGCCAGCUACUGGUGUUGGCCUUCCUCCACUUUCUCUGGACUCCAUCCUCCUCAAUAAGCCAUCUCACCAAAGCGUCUACCAGGCCCCUCAAUCGCAGGACCUCCUUCAUCACCAGGCCGAACCCCAGUCGCAAUGGCCCAUGUACCCCUCAUCCCACGACAACGUGGCUAAUUUAUUUAAUUCUGGCAAUCAUCUCGACUUCAUGACUUCCAUCACCAAGGCCGAAGAAGGCCUCAACGACAAAACCGCCGUCACCUCAGUCCUAGACUCCUUCUCUACCAGCCUCGCACCCGAGACCGCCCCAUCAACGAGCCUGCAUGGCUCCACCGGCGCACCAGUCAUGCUCAAUGUGCACGAUCUCCCCCUGGCACACCCAGGCAUGGGCUACAGUAUGGGCCACGAUACCUCGCACUAUGUUCCUCCGCAGCAGCACGCGGUGAACAUGCAUGACAGCAACAGCGUGCUGAAUGGCUUCUUCGGCUCGAAUGCCCAGUCUCUUGAAGAUCUCGGCCACGGCCAGGCCUCAUGGGGUGCACACGCUACAUCUAUCCCCGGCGACGUUGGCAGCAGCUACCAUCACCUCCCUUACCAGGAGCACCAUGGACCUGUGCCGCGCGAGUCACAGCAGCCCCAUCACUUCGAUGGCCUCUCCGAGGAUCUGAUGGAUAAGAUUGUUGGACGUAUGUCCAAUGGUCCUAGUAUGCACGGGGCGGGCCCCGAUGCCAAUGCAGGCUAUGGAGACAAUACCUCUGUGGAUGCGGUUUAA